Salmo salar (Atlantic salmon) is the source of this 6939-nucleotide messenger RNA. The record is from RefSeq and is a predicted model, not a curated record. NCBI's taxonomy places the organism in Eukaryota, Metazoa, Chordata, Actinopteri, Salmoniformes, Salmonidae.
CACACUGAUAGUACAAGGGAAGAGGAGGAGGAGGACAUGGGUGGGGAAGCACCGCGUGCUGCUGCGGCUAUAGGUCAUUAAGGCGCGCGGUUCGUUCGUUGCUGAACAGAUGCAGAUCGGUGUGUGAAUGAGAGAGAGACGACAAUGAACGGUAGCUGGUGUGUCUGCGUGUGAGAGGAGAGAAGAGGAGCGGGAGUUGGAGCGACAGCGAGAGACAGACAUGGAGGACUCGGAGCCUGGUGGAGAAGACGGUAUGGUCGGCGGCUGGCGGUGGAAUAACCGGAACACCGGAGCUCGAGACCAGGUUCAGCUCAGGCAGAAGAUCCGGGAUUUACCAGGACUAUUGAAACAUGGACUGCACCUACGGAAGAAAAGCCAGUCACCUGAUACCAUCCCUGGACCCAGCACAAGCCCUACUGUUCACAAGUCCUGCUCCCAGAGUUUCCCGUGUGCAGGGCGUGCGGUGAGGAAUGCGUUCCUGUCUCAUGGUCCAUACCCUGCUAAAGACAAGAUUCACCUCGCCAGGAUCAUAAGGCGUAGCUACGUGGGUGUAGACCUGGUUCAGUGGCUGUGUGAGCAGUGUGUGUACGUGCGCUGUCGGAGCAUGGCCGUGCGCGUCUGGCAAGUCUUACUGGAGCUGGGCAUCCUGCUGUCUGUGGAUCAGCGCGUGGUGUUCGGGGACUCUAACUCCUACUACCAGUUCAGCUUUGAGGAGUGUGAGUCUGCAGCCUGCGAGUUCAGUGGCCUGGAGAAAGAGGCGUGGCCAGAGGCUGUUAGACUUCUCCUACAGCUUGUCCCAUACGUCCAGUUCAGAACUGGGUCUGAGGAGGACUCAGAGGGAAACAGAGAUAUCUGUGGGGACAGCUUUCUCCAGAUGAAAGCAUUAGAUAGGCUCACCUCCACGGUGCAGAAUGAGUUGGCUGUUGCUCUCGCCCGCAAGGCUCGCAAAGCCAUGGCAGAGCAGGGUGGCCCAGAGUCACCAGACGCCAUCCCCCGAGAGACACCCACACCCAGCGACGAGAACACCACGCCCCCCUCCUUACAGCUGGGGGGGGUGUGUUCGCUCCGUGGCAACGUGGGGAGUGUGUGUGUGCGGCCUGACGGUGUGUGUGGACGAGAGGAGCUGACCAGACUAGAGCUGGUCCAGAGACUGGCUAAGGACGGCUGCAGACUGCUACAGAACCAGAACUACAGAGUACCAGACCACCGCAACCCCACCGGAGAGGUGGUAGGGAGGGUGUGUCUUAAGGAAAGGGGGCGGGAUGUCCUUGUGCUACAGAGAGUGCCAUCAUCAGUGACAUCAUCACCUAACCCCGCCUCAUCGCCAUCAGGGGGAGGAGCCAGAGAAGAAGAUGGAGAGAAGAGGUAUGUGGUGGUGUCUGGAACACCACUGAAGAUUCUAGAACACCUGCUGAGUGACCUACGACUGGACGACCAGAGAGGAACGCCAGAGAGCAGAGAGUCUGAGAUGCUGCUGGAUGACUUCCUGUUGACGUACCUGGUGUUCAUGACGACCAACGACCUCUGUCAGGCCCUGCUCGGACACUACAGCAGUAAGCGUGUGCGUCAGGAGGAAGGGAAGGAGGCCCUCUAUAGGAAGAGGAAGGUAUUACACCUGGUCUCUCACUGGACACGCCUAUAUAAGGACUUCCUACGAGAGGACGAACACAUCAAGACAUUCAUGAAGACUCUCUCUAGGUGUGUGUUAGAGGAUCUUUAUGAGUUUCCAUCUCUGGAGAAAGACAUGAAGGAGUUCCAGAAGCUUCUACGACGCAGACACACUGUGGAUGAAUGUCCUCCACAGCAAAAGAGUAAACCUAUGUUCCAGCAGCUCAGUUUAAAAGAGAACAGUCUUCCGCUCCGUUCCCCUCAGGUUGACACCAAGGAGGUGUUGUGUCGUGUGUAUGUGAGUGCUGACUCCUACCUGUGUGUUUACACACACUCUUUGCUGAGCGUCGCAGAGCUGCUGAGGAUUGUGGGUCAGAAGAUGGACCGACCAGAGGAGGACAUGGUGCUGGUCACACACACACACAGUGGAGAGAGGAGGGUGUUACAGGCUGGUCAGUGUGUGUAUUCUGAGACUCUGAUGCCACAGAGCAAACUGAUGGUCUGUCAGAGGGACCUCACACAUAUUAUGGCCCCUCUAACAGACAGUGAGCUGAGUAGGAGAACAGUGAGGUUGCUGGGUAUCAACACCUGGGAUAUGGCUGCUGCUCUUACACAACUGGACUGGAACCUCUUCAACUACAUACACGAGCAGGAGUUGGUGUAUUCCACAAUGAGCUGUAGUACCGGAGACAGCCACCGGGAGGGGCUGUCCGUAUUACUGCAGCGUUGUAAUGAGGUUCAGCAGUGGGUCAUGUCUGAGGUCCUGAUGUGUGUGUCGCUCAACAAACGAGUCCAGCUGCUCAAGAAGUUCAUCAAAAUCGCAGCGCACUGUAAGGCCCAGAGGAACCUGAACUCAGCAUUUGCCAUCAUCAUGGGACUAAACACUGCAGCUGUCAGCAGACUCAAUAUAACCUGGGAGAAAGUUCCGGGGAAAUUCAAGAAGAUUUUCUCUGAACUGGAGUUGAUCACAGACCCGUCUCUGAACCAUAAGGCCUACAGAGAUGCCUUCAAGAAGAUGAAGCCUCCUAAGAUCCCUUUCAUGCCCUUGCUGUUGAAAGACAUCACCUUCAUCCACGAGGGAAACAAAACCUUUCAGGACAACCUGGUGAACUUCCAGAAACUGCACAUGAUCGCCGACAUAGUGCGUCUGAUUCGCCACUGCCAAAGCGACCAACUGGGUAACGAGGUGGUCGGCAGCGACAGUCCUGAGGUCAGGGCGAGUGUUCACCACUUACACAUCAUCGACAAUCAACAGACACUCUUUCAACUGUCACACAAACUGGAGCCACGCGCCUGAACACACACACACUCCUAGAGGGACUUUUGACCUCCACAGAACCACAGAAAAUACACUUCCUGUAUCAAAGGUGCCAUGCGAGCCACUGUCUCUCAGCCAAUCACAGUUCAACAUCCUGAAAUAGCCAGCCAACCACACUUCAGAAGACUGAUUCAGCCAGCCAACCACAGAGCUGCACACUGAGGCGGCGUUCAGACUGAAAAUGAAUAUCUGGCAAAACCUAAUUCAGAAUGUUUUUCUAUGAGGGUCAAACUUUGACGGAUGACAAAGCCUUUGAAGAGGACGGGCGUCCAUUCGUUAUUGUUCUGUGGUGAAUAGCGUUUUUAAGCUACUCUCCAGUUUCUGAGACUGCUUGUUGUUCUGUUUCUGCUCUGAAGUUAACAGUCAGUUUCACUGUAUUGAUGAUCCUCAGUAAUGUGACUGCAGAUAUUAAUGGAUGGUAUAAAUGUACAGUGUAUAUAUGGACAGAGUAAACACAGAGUAGAUGUGUACUGUAUGUGUUCAGGCCACAUGGUGAGCCUCUGGGUGUUACAGUGCCAAAGGCCCAGAUGGGAAAGAGAUGCCAUAUUCGGCUUUUCACAUGUAUCCAUAGUAACAACAAAGCCUGGUCCUGCCAUACCAUAAAAGGUCAUAACAUUACACAUUGUUAUUAGACGUUAUAACAUGGUAUUAUAGAGAGUUAUUAUAUUGUUGUUACACUUUUACUGACUGAAGAGAUUGUUCUGUUAUUUCAAUGCCUGUUACACACAGAUUUCACUAAGCAACAUGGCCUGGGUUCAAUCCCAGCCAAUGAGUUCUACAUUGACCUAGAACAUUACCCUGUUAAGGCUUGGCGUAUUCACACCGAUCUAGAACAUUACCCUGUUAAGGCUUGGCGUAUUCACACCGACUGAUCUAGAACAUUACCCUGUUAAGGCUUGGCGUAUUCACACUGAUCUAGAACACUACCCUGUUAAGGCUUGGCGUAUUCACACUGAUCUAGAACAUUACCCUGUUAAGGCUUGGCGUAUUCACACUGAUCUAGAACAUUACCCUGUUAAGGCUUGGCGUAUUCACACUGAUCUAGAACAUUACCCUGUUAAGGCUUGGCGUAUUCACACUGAUCUAGAACACUACCCUGUUAAGGCUUGGCGUAUUCACACCGACUGAUCUAGAACAUUACCCUGUUAAGGCUUGGCGUAUUCACACUGAUCUAGAACACUACCCUGUUAAGGCUUGGCGUAUUCACACUGAUCUAGAACAUUACCCUGUUAAGGCUUGGCGUAUUCACACUGAUCUAGAACAUUACCCUGUUAAGGCUUGGCGUAUUCACACUGAUCUAGAACAUUACCCUGUUAAGGCUUGGCGUAUUCACACUGAUCUAGAACAUUACCCUGUUAAGGCUUGGCGUAUUCACACUGAUCUAGAACACUACCCUGUUAAGGCUUGGCGUAUUCACACUGAUCUAGAACAUUACCCUGUUAAGGCUUGGCGUAUUCACACUGAUCUAGAACACUACCCUGUUAAGGCUUGGCGUAUUCACACUGAUCUAGAACAUUACCCUGUUAAGGCUUGGCGUAUUCACACUGAUCUAGAACAUUACCCUGUUAAGGCUUGGCGUAUUCACACUGACUGAUCUAGAACAUUACCCUGUUAAGGCUUGGCGUAUUCACUGACUGAUCUAGAACACUACCCUGUUAAGGCUUGGCGUAUUCACACUGAUCUAGAACAUUACCCUGUUAAGGCUUGGCGUAUUCACACUGAUCUAGAACAUUACCCUGUUAAGGCUUGGCGUAUUCACACUGAUCUAGAACAUUACCCUGUUAAGGCUUGGCGUAUUCACACUGACUGAUCUAGAACAUUACCCUGUUAAGGCUUGGCGUAUUCACACUGACUGAUCUAGAACAUUACCCUGUUAAGGCUUGGCGUAUUCACACUGAUCUAGAACAUUACCCUGUUAAGGCUUGGCGUAUUCACACUGAUCUAGAACACUACCCUGUUAAGGCUUGGCGUAUUCACACUGAUCUAGAACAUUACCCUGUUAAGGCUUGGCGUAUUCACACUGAUCUAGAACAUUACCCUGUUAAGGCUUGGCGUAUUCACACUGAUCUAGAACAUUACCCUGUUAAGGCUUGGCGUAUUCACACCGACUGAUCUAGAACAUUACCCUGUUAAGGCUUGGCGUAUUCACACUGAUCUAGAACAUUACCCUGUUAAGGCUUGGCGUAUUCACACUGAUCUAGAACAUUACCCUGUUAAGGCUUGGCGUAUUCACACUGACUGAUCUAGAACAUUACCCUGUUAAGGCUUGGCGUAUUCACACUGAUCUAGAACAUUACCCUGUUAAGGCUUGGCGUAUUCACACUGAUCUAGAACACUACCCUGUUAAGGCUUGGCGUAUUCACACUGAUCUAGAACAUUACCCUGUUAAGGCUUGGCGUAUUCACACUGAUCUAGAACACUACCCUGUUAAGGCUUGGCGUAUUCACACUGAUCUAGAACACUACCCUGUUAAGGCUUGGCGUAUUCACACUAGUACAUGCACAUGUAUCUACAGUAUUCAGGUGUGUAGGAGCAGGGCAGCACUGCAAUAGGACUGCUUAUUGUAAUAGUGAGUGUAUUUAUGUUUCUCUAAAGGAGACAGACUGUGACGGUCCUGUGUGCCAGAUGAGACGGCAGCUGUAUAAAGACAAUAAUAAAACUGUAAAGCUAUAAAAGGUUACGGUUAGAUGUGUAAAGAUAGUGAACUGUGUAUAAAAAGGUUUGAAUUUGAAGCUGAAAUGCUGGAAUGUUUAAAACAGGAGACUAGUGAAUGAUUGUUACUGUCCUGCGUGAUGUCAAAAUGAGGGGGGGCGACAGAGGAAAAAAAAGAACCAAUGAAAAAGAGAGUUUUGUUGUUGUUUUCUUGCCGUGGUCAUGACGAUGUAAAGUUCUGUUUUAAAGAAUGUUGUUGUGUUUGCAUGACGUGACGAUCCCAUGACAUCACAAUGCAAGACCACAGAUCCUGUUCUAUAAUGCCCUACGUUUGACCCGAACCCAUGUGGUCCCGAACCCAUGUGGUCCCGGUCAAAAGUAGUGUACUAUAUAAGCGAGGGAAUAGUGUGCCAUUUCAGAUUUGCUAUAAGGCUUUAUUCUUCUGUAAUAUUGUUGACUUGUUAAUAUGGAUAAUGUUAAUACUAGAAGGCAGGGUUUCCCAACCCUUUCCUCGGCUACUGGCAGACAUUUCACAUUUCAGUUUUAACCCUAAACUGCCAGCAUGAUUCAGUUGGUCAGCUAAUCAUCAAGCCUUUAACUAAUUGAAUCAGGUAUGCCAGUUCAGGGUUAAAACAUACAUGUGAAACGUCUAGGGGAGGCCAGAGGAAAUAGUUGGGAAACCAAUGCUAUAAUGUUAUUAUUAUUAUUAUUGUUUUAUUAUGAUGUUUUUGAUGUUAUUAUUUAUCUGUUUAAAAGUAGACUCCUCAAUAUGACAUCAUAAAGAGCGGGUCGACUGCUUUUCGCAACAUCAUCAACAGAAUUCAACUCUGCCACUAUUGGCUCUGCCACUAUUGGCUCUGCCUCUAUUGGCUCUGCCUCUAUUGGCUCUGCCUCUAUUGGCUCUGCCACUAUUGGCUCUGCCUCUAUUGGCUCUGCCACUAUUGGCUCUGCCACUAUUGGCUCUGCCUCUAUUGGCUCUGCCUCUAUUGGCUCUGCCACCAUUGGCUCUGCCACCAUUGGCUCUGCCUCUAUUGGCUCUGCCUCUAUUGGCUCUGCCACUAUUGGCUCUGCCUCUAUUGGCUCUGCCACUAUUGUCUCUGCCUCUAUUGGCUCUGCCACUAUUGUCUCCAAAUUGUGCCCUCCCUUGAAGAGAUUUGAAUUCUGUUGUUGUUGUUGAUUCUGUUUCCCCGCCGUACAUGAUGCCAUAUUGGUGAGUGUACCUUUAGGGAAAAGAGAAACACAGAGCAAUAUGCCCCCCCCCCCUAACUGCUGAAGCCACACGUCUUUUCUAAAGAGCAUUUUACUACAUACAAGUUUUACUUGAGAUGAUGAAUAAAUUAUAGGUUUUAUGUCAUAUUAAA